Molecule: messenger RNA, 1283 nt
Organism: Cydia splendana
Lineage: Eukaryota; Metazoa; Arthropoda; Insecta; Lepidoptera; Tortricidae
Exons: 2
Coding region: 78-1283 (401 amino acids)
Source: RefSeq, a predicted model, not a curated record
CUCUUUAGAUUUUUGACAAAUAUUCAAAUUUCUAUUUUUUAUGAUUCUUUACAUCAUCAUAUGUCACUCUAAAAUAAAUGGCUAAACGUUUCGUGCAUAUUUUCUUUCGGGCUAUAUUUUCUCUUAUUUCCUACAUCUGGCGACCAUUAAAUAUAAUGGAAAUGUUGCAUAAAGAACGAAGUAUAGCCAGGAGGCUAUUCACAACCGCAAAAAACGAUACUGAGGCUAAAUUAGAGUCAACCAACAUCGACGAAAUCACCGCGGCCUUUAACAAUCUCCAGCUUCGAGCCGAUUCCUUGUUCAACGUCGACCAAUGGCUAAAAACGGACGAGAUGUCUGAAGAUGAAAUUUACGAAGACUGCAUGACCAGCGAUAAGUAUGAAAGCGACUGGGAGCGUAUAAAAGUCAUGUACGACAACGUUUCCCGGAAGAACGAACGCAAGAAGAGGUCUCGCAAGUCUAGCGGCAGCGAUGAGUCGAAUAAUACAUACAAAUCUCAUCAAUGUUGUGAGAAGUCGGCAUGCAGUUCUGCAUGUCAUUCAAGACGAUUCCGUCUACCGAAAUUUGAGUUACGGAAGUUUGACGGCAAUACGAAAAACUGGAUUGGUUUUUGGUGUCAAUUUCAGAAAAUCGACGACGACGAAUCUAUAGACGACGGAGAUAAGUUUCAGUAUUUAUACCAGUGCACUGUUCCAGAUACUCCGGCGCGAGAGAUCGUCGAGAGCUUUCCGCCGUCAGGAGCUAACUAUAAGAAGGCUGUUGAGCAAUUGAAGUCCAGGUUUGCACGUGACGAAAUGUUGAUCGACAUUUAUGUGCGUGAACUGCUUAAUCUUGUAUUAGCACAAGCAAAAGUUGAGUCCGCCUUGCCCGAAUCUGUUUUACGAGCAUGGCAGAGGUCCCACGUACUCGAGGAGAAGAGCGACGAUCAUCUGAACCGGCUUAUGCAGUUCCUGAAACGCGAAGUGGAGUCGGAGGAGCGGAUCCAGCUUGCGCGUAGCGGGAUAGCAUCGGGUGACAGUUUGCAUAGCGUUUCUACUAAACCUACCGCGGCAUGCUUAGUGUCAACGGAAGACGCAGGUAAGAAGAUUUGUUGCGUUUGGUGUGAAAAGGCAUCGCAUACCAGCUUCGAGUGCUACAAAGCUAACAAGAUGUCGUAUGAAGCUAGGAAGGAUGUGCUAAAUAAAAAAGGAGCAUGCCAUAUUUGUUUAAAAACGGGACAUAAUUAUGAAAAACCCUCUCACCCCAAAUACGAGGCACUACGGGGUGAGGGGAUCUAUAUCUGA